AUGGCUGCUCAAGUACCAACUUUCAAGCUCGUCCUUGUCGGUGAUGGUGGUACCGGAAAGACCACCUUCGUCAAGCGCCACUUGACUGGCGAGUUCGAGAAGAAGUACAUCGCGACUCUCGGUGUCGAAGUGCACCCUCUCAACUUCCACACCAACCUGGGACACAUCCAGUUCGACGUAUGGGACACUGCUGGACAGGAGAAGUUCGGUGGUCUUCGCGACGGUUACUACAUCAACGGACAGUGCGGUAUCAUCAUGUUCGAUGUUACCUCCCGUAUCACCUACAAGAACGUCCCCAACUGGCACCGUGAUCUUGUCCGUGUCUGCGAGGGUAUCCCCAUCGUUCUCUGCGGUAACAAGGUCGAUGUCAAGGAGCGCAAGGUCAAGGCCAAGACCAUCACCUUCCACCGCAAGAAGAACCUCCAGUACUACGACAUCUCCGCCAAGUCCAACUACAACUUCGAGAAGCCUUUCCUCUGGCUCGCCCGCAAGUUGGUCGGCAACCCCCAGCUGGAAUUCGUCGCCGCUCCCGCCCUCGCUCCCCCCGAGGUCGCUGUCAACCAGGAGCUCAUGGACCAGUACCAGAAGGAAAUGCAGGAGGCCUCUGCCAUGCCCCUUCCCGACGAGGAGGACGCCGAUUUGUAAGCGUGCGGUCUAUGACGAUGCUGCCGGGGCUCCCCCUGGGAAAUGUCAUCGCAUGGCUAUCGUACUCGCUCCCCCGCCCCCACCUGGGGUGCGGUGCGGCACGGUUUGCAAUAUCUGGGAAUCACGAAUACCACGAUCGAGAAGCAGUCAGGAGGCGGAGCAAAAUUGGGCCGCGAGGAAGACGGGUCGGAGCAUGAUUAUGCAUUUGCAAUAUUUACCACUAGUAGUCUAGACUCCUUAUUAUCUCUCAACACAACUGUUCAAGUUUCUCUUUGCCACAGAUGCCGGGUUUGAAGCAGCCACCAACAAUACCAAUUAAAUAAGGGAAUAAGUCGCAUAUAAGAGGCACAAAAGUUUGAUCGAAGUUAUCUUAGUGGGUUUCGGACGGUGUGAUAGUCUUGAACGAACAAAUCAAUAAAUAUCCACCACCUUGAG
Molecule: messenger RNA, 1080 nt
Organism: Aspergillus saccharolyticus JOP 1030-1
Lineage: Eukaryota; Fungi; Ascomycota; Eurotiomycetes; Eurotiales; Aspergillaceae
Product: Ran family GTP-binding nuclear protein
Exons: 5
Coding region: 1-645 (214 amino acids)
Biological process (GO): ribosomal subunit export from nucleus; protein import into nucleus
Cellular component (GO): nucleus; cytoplasm
Molecular function (GO): GTP binding; GTPase activity
Source: RefSeq, a predicted model, not a curated record